AUGUCUGUUGGGUCUUGGGGGCUUACUUUUGUGGCAGGUUGUGUGGCUCCGCGCCCCCUGCUUCUGCUUCAAUGUCUGUUGGGUCUGGGGGUUACUUUAGUGGCGGUUGUGUGGCACCGUGCCCCCUGCUUCUGCUUCAAUCACUGGUCUUGGCUUGGCUUGCACUGGUCUUGGCUUGCGAUUGUUCUUGGUUUGUUGGCAGUUGUGUUGUACUGCGCCCCCUGCUUCUUUGUGGAUGUAUAUGGUACUGCGCCCCCUGCUUCUUUGUGUAUUCUCUUCGAGCGUGAGGCUUUGUAUGCCAAAAUGACGCGAAUUCUUGCUAGUGGAAAAAAUCACGUGACCCUGUGCCGGUGGAAAAUGAACUCAACACCAAUGUUCUCAGUGCGAACUGCAAGUGUAAAAUCUACAGAGAUCAUGUAA
Molecule: messenger RNA, 420 nt
Organism: Suillus clintonianus
Lineage: Eukaryota; Fungi; Basidiomycota; Agaricomycetes; Boletales; Suillaceae
Exons: 8
Coding region: 1-420 (139 amino acids)
Source: RefSeq, a predicted model, not a curated record